GCCGCGGCCGUGGGGGGCGUCAAUGGAUCGCCAUUCCAGCUACAUCUUCAUCUGGCUGCAGCUCGAACUCUGCGCCAUGGCCGUGCUGCUCACCAAAGGUGAAAUCAGAUGCUACUGUGAUGCUGCCCACUGCGUGGCAACCGGCUAUAUGUGUAAAUCCGAGCUGAACGCCUGCUUCUCGAGGCUUCUCGAUCCUCAGAACACAAACUCCCCGCUCACCCAUGGCUGCCUGGACUCUCUCGCAAGCACAGCAGACCUCUGCCAAGCCAAACAGGCCCGAAACCACUCUGGCACCGCCGUGCCCACAUUGGAAUGCUGUCAUGAAGACAUGUGCAAUUACCGAGGGCUGCACGAUGUGCUCGCCCCUCCCAAGGGGGAGGCCUCAGGACAAGGAAACCGCUAUCAGCACGACGGCGGCAGGAACCUCAUCACCAAAGUGCAGGAGCUGACUUCCUCCAAAGAGCUGUGGUUCCGGGCGGCCGUGAUCGCCGUGCCCAUCGCCGGGGGCCUCAUUCUGGUGUUGCUGAUCAUGCUGGCCUUGAGGAUGCUCCGGAGUGAGAACAAGAGACUGCAGGAUCAGCGGCAGCAGAUGCUGUCCCGUUUGCACUACAGCUUCCACGGACACCAUUCCAAAAAGGGGCAGGUGGCCAAGUUAGACUUGGAGUGCAUGGUGCCGGUGAGUGGCCACGAGAACUGCUGCCUGACCUGUGACAAGAUGAGACAAGCGGACCUCAGCAACGACAAGAUCCUCUCGCUCGUGCACUGGGGCAUGUACAGCGGGCACGGGAAGCUGGAGUUUGUAUGACGGGGUCUGACCCCAAACCGAAGUUCUUGGACGCUGGAAGGCUUGGGGUUCUGCUGGACAGGAGCACUUUAUCUGCAGAAAAAGGAACUCACCGAAUCACCUUUGAGAGAAGGAAUGACCUCUGCAAACAGAAUCUUGGAUAUUUCUUCUGAAGGAUUAUUUGCACAGACUCUUAAAUACAGUCAAAUGUAUUAUUUGCUUUAAAAUUAUAAAAAGCAAAGAGAAGACUUCAUACACACUGUUACCAGGGUUUUGCAUCUGAGCGAGCUGGAAUUGAGUACCUAAAUAAACUAAAAUGUGCUCUGUGUAAGCUCCAACAUCUUGAUUUAUUGUAAAGAUUUAAAAAAUACAUAUAUAUAUAUAUUUUGUCUGAAACUUAGCGGUGUCUUGUCAUAAAUUAAAAACUAAGUGGGAGGUGUAAGAAACUUCAUGUUAAUUUUACAAAUGAAGUUCUGUUGUUGCUCACAGUAGGGUCUCAACUAUAGGAUUUGGCUUGAUUUUUGUUUGUUUGCUUUGUUUUGCCUUUUUUUUUUUUUUUUUUUUUGGUAUUUAAAUAAGACCAAGAUCUUGUUUGUCCUUACCUGCAUAUUUGUAGUUUUCUUACAGUGUGGAGAAUUUCCAACUGUGUCCUGCCCAUCAUUCAGUAUCUUACCCACGUGUUUUUUGUUAGGUGUUAGGAUAACCCUGGUUUUUAGCUUUCACCUAUGAGAAAUCCUAAACUUUUUUAGACCAGGUGGGAUAUGGUGGAUCAGUGUCUAGAGCUGAGAAAAGGUCAUAUUCAUCAACUUCAGUUGCUCUGAAAUGCUUUUUAAAAAUGUGUCUACCUCCAACCAAAUAAGAAAAACCAAACCAAGUCCGCUAAACGAAACUUCUCCUAGUUAGUCACUGUCUACUUUUACUACGUUUGGAUUGAUUUACCAUAUCAGUUGGCUUUUGUCUCAGACCAAUUUAAGUAUUUUGGAUCCCAAAUUAGCCAAACUCGAUUGUGUUAUGCUCCUAGUUUUCAAACCUUCCUUCAGUGCAGUGUUAUACUAAUCUAUUUUUUUUUCAGUGUUUAGAAAGGGUUUCAAUACUGAGGGUUAUUUGUAUCAACUGAGAUUUAAAGAACACUAGGGUCCUAUGCCCCUCACAUCGACUUCAGCCACUGACAUACUGAGUAACAGUGUUUUCACUCCUGUAGGAACUUCUGUCUGGCAAGACUGCUCAGCCUGAAUUCAAACCCAUGCCAUGUUUGUGUACUUUCCCCCCCAAAUAGGUCUUUGUUAUCCUAAACGUGAGAAGAAUUUGCCAUCUAGGAUUCUUUUUUCUUUUUUUCCUGAUUCUUUUGUAUAUUUGAAACUUCUGCUUAAAAAUGAACCUCUAGUCUGCAUAUGUGAGGAUGGGGUUUUCUUUUACUGAGUGUUAAAAGAUUGUGUGUGUGCAUAUUUGGGGGGUUAUUUUACGAUAAGCAUAAUUUGGGUCCUUUAAGACAGAUGAAGUCGCCAAGUUCAUGGGAGAAUCAGUCGAAAUGACUAGUCUAAAAAAACGAGUACCUAGAUUAUCCAAUAAUUAAGAGGCCACAGCCCCAUACAAAGUAGGCUAUGGAAUAAAUAUACAUUUUAAUAAA
Messenger RNA from Mustela erminea (ermine), 2411 nucleotides. RefSeq names its product BMP and activin membrane bound inhibitor (gene BAMBI). Gene Ontology annotation, molecular function: frizzled binding. The transcript is spliced from 3 exons. The coding region runs from base 23 to 805 and encodes 260 amino acids. NCBI's taxonomy places the organism in Eukaryota, Metazoa, Chordata, Mammalia, Carnivora, Mustelidae. The record is from RefSeq and is a predicted model, not a curated record. Gene Ontology annotation, biological process: positive regulation of canonical Wnt signaling pathway; transforming growth factor beta receptor signaling pathway; negative regulation of transforming growth factor beta receptor signaling pathway.